Messenger RNA from Acanthosepion pharaonis, 4053 nucleotides. NCBI's taxonomy places the organism in Eukaryota, Metazoa, Mollusca, Cephalopoda, Sepiida, Sepiidae. The record is from the annotation of a GenBank genome assembly.
AUGAAUUCAGAGAAACUGUCUAUUUUCUGUGCAAAAUUCUUCAAUUUAGAGACUCCCCGUCCAAGGGAUGAAAGACGUCGUACAGCCGUUGUAACUUAUAAUCCCAGUUUAAAUCGGUCUGUAGAGUAUGAUGAGAAUGGUACCAUGUCUGACAUAGAUACAGCGUCUGCAGGGAAUUUCCAGAGAGGACAUCAACUACGAUCUAGCCUACCAAUUGUUCGAUCUUCAUCUAGUACAUUUGAACGACCUUUAGGUUUAGUAUUUUUAGUGUAUAAAGAUGAAACUAAAAAAGCUGCCUUGCCAAAUGAAAUCACCACUCUGGAUACUGUGCGGGCUCUCUUUGUUCGAUCAUUUCCCGACAAGGUUACCAUGCAGUUUAUGGAAUCUCCUAAAAAUAAAAUCUAUAUUGUUGAUCCACGCACCAAUAUAUACUACCAGUUAGAAGAUCUAAGGGACAUUAAAGACCGUACAGUUUUAAAAGUACACGAGUGUGAGAGUGACCAGCCACAAGUGGUCAAACAACGGCCAGAAGUACGUGGCAAAACCAUUGUUCCCCCAGUACAGUCUCGAAGCUUACCAGCAAAUAUGCCUGUGACUGAAAGUCCUCAUCAACAGUCUCUAGGAAAAUCGAAAAGUUUACCUUCUCAAAGUUCAGCAGCAUAUCAACAGAUGCUUAGUGAGAACCAAAGUAGUCGGAUGACAGAACGUCCACGGUCAACCACACCCACAAUGGAUGUACGUGGACAAGCAGGGAUCAUUCCUCGACAGGUGGCUAAUCGACGUUACUCUCCAGAACGACAAGUUACACCUGAUCGCCCCCCUCUGCUGGGAACUAUUCCUGAGAAUCGACAACUUCCUCAUGGUCGCACUACACAAAACGGAUAUACCAUCUCACCAGAAAUCAGUCCAAUUCCUGGCUACAACACUGGAUAUUGGCCCCUAGACCAUCCGUAUCAGCAUCCUGGAUUCCACCGAGGUUACCAAUAUCCUUCUGUGAACCCCGCUAAUCCAAUGUAUGCCCCUCCUCUGGCUGAGCAAGGAGUCAACUACAUGCACUACCCAGGCAGCUCUCUGGCUCAACUGCCACUCGCACAUCCACAGAACUAUAUGGUGAAAAGUACUCGAACACCAUCCACCAUGACACCUCAGCGGUCUACACCACUCCUGAAUCCUGUAGAUACGAGAGAUGGUAGCAAAGUCAUAUCUCCCAAUCGGCAUUCUCUCACUUUCGCACCGAUGACUCCUAUCCCAGGGGCUGUGCCAUUAGAAAGCACUCCAGUCAACCCAAUGCAAAGAACCCAAAGCUACCGAGUGACUACUGAGAGAGAGCCGAUACAUGAACAAGUACGAAGUUUGACGCCACAGCCUGGUCAGGAUUCUGAAACAAAGGUCCGAAUGGAAAGGAUGGAGGCUCAAUUGGCUAAUUUAACUGCUUGGGUUCAUAACACUGUGAUCCCAGCUCGGCAACAUGAUCCAAGCAGUAGGGCAAGCAGUAUGCACAGCAACAGUAGUACAGUUUCGGAUAGCACAUACACUGGCUCUGCAGCCAGCAGUUUGUCAGACAUCCCCAGUGCUGCCCAACAUGGUUAUCAAGGAAUGGUCCCGUCACAAAAGCCUCAGUCACCAAUGUACAAUAACAGCAGUAGCAGCAGCAAUCCAAACCAGCCACCAAUAUUUGGACCUAACACACGGACGCGUAUGAUUCUAAUUAAACGCAGACUCGAAGAAAUUAAAUCGGAUUUUAAAAACAUGCAACUUUUACAUCAGAAAAAUACCGAAGCUGGACAGGCAAUGUUUUUGGACUCGGCAAAAAAAAUUAUGAAUGUUCUUGACCGGGUGUCUUUCACGGUCAGUAUACAACCUGUUCGCAAGCAACGACAUGAUGUUGAUACGGACUACUCCAAUUUUAUUAGGGAAGAACAAAGGAUUGACAAUGAGCUUACAAAAUUAGAAAACUCUGUGGAAGAAGUCCGGACAGACGUGAUCUCAAAACAUUGCCGUGUAAAUUCAACAGAUGUGGAGAAAAUGGCCCUAACUUUAAGUCAGCUCUCAAAAUGUAUUGCUGAACAGAAAAGUCGAUUUCCAACUUUAACAGAAAAAAUGAAAUCAAUUAUGUCAGCUGAAAUGGAGAUUGUGAUCCAAGAAGAGAAAUUUCUAAAAGAUCAACCAGAAAGGCUGGACACUGCAUUGAGACGCUGCAAGAAGCUAACUGGCACACUAUUCACAUUAAAAAGGUUAGCUUUAGUCCAGGAACGCAAUCCAUCCUCGACUCCAACCAAAACAACUCAAAAGGUCCUAACAACAGCUUUGCAUCAGUCGCCGUCACCACCAUGGCCAAGCCAGCGCCAGGAGGCAGUAGCCAACAGUGACCAGUCAAAAUUGGAGCAAGCAAGUACCGGUCAGCUUGCUCCUGGCCCAGGUCAGCACACUCAAGCCACCCACAACUUGCUGCCAGCCAAUGGGAUUCCCCCUCACGGUGACAGCAGCUAUAGCAAUGCUGGUGGCGACGGCGAUGAGACAUCCCUCUCCAACUGUAUCAGUGACAAGAUUACAAAGGAACCUGGAGAAAGUAGAAUGACUCAAUUGCCAAAUAGUAAAGAAGGGCAGUCAGUCGAAGUAGGAGAAGUGAAAAAGAAAGCCUUUCCUUUACACAAUGUAAACUCACUCUCCUUUCCUUCUAACCCCAAUAUCAGUGGGCACACCCAAAAUAUUGUUACCAAACCCAUAGCUAAGAAGGCAGACAUCACCAAACCUUUGCCGUCUAGCCACAACUUUGUCCUCUCAGCCAAAAAGGUGACUGGUUUGACUGAGAAACCUAAUGCUUCAGUAUUGUCUCCAGGUUACAAUAUUAUAAAUAACAACACACCAAACACUGCAAAUAACCCUGACAAUACUAAAGCAUCUUUACUUGCUUUGGCAAGCAAUAAAAACUUAGCAAGAGCUGAUUUCUUCAGCAACAUGUUGCCUUCUCAGGGUUACCAAGUGAUAAACAGCGCCCAGCCUUCUACCCCAGUCACCACACUGGACUAUACGGUCCGAAUUUCUCCCGUAAAGACUACUUUAUUCACAACUCCUACUUCUACUUCUGCCACUUUUACUAGGGGAAGUAACCGAAAACCAACCAUGUCGACAGCAGUUGCCGUGGCAGAGAUACGGCCCAAGCAACCUCCUCCAACACUAAAGAAGCCUUCUCAUCUGUGGAAAGCAGGCAACAAAAAGCAAUCUGCCAUCACAAAUUAUGCAGUGGGUGAACAUAUUAUACCCCAAACACCAACAGCAUUCUCACCAAUUCAUUCCUUGUCCAAUAGCUCAAAUAUCUCCAAAUUAAGUCUUUCAAAAUCCCCGCCAUCCUCACCCGUAUUACAGGAGACUGGAUCCAAGAAAGUGCUUAACAGUAACCCUAGCAUCUCUGCCAAAAAGGUUCCCCCUCCUCCACCGCCUCGCAAGAGCAGUAAACAUCCAGGAGUUACUGCUGAGUCCCCCACCGACAGUCCUGUUUCCAGUAAGGGGCAAAAAUCUCUUGGGAGCAAAGAAGCAAGCACAAUUAACAACUCUCCUCAAUUUGUACAAUAUACAAUCACCACACACCAAAGCAAACCAUCCAUGCUCCAUCUUCAGAGAAACUCUGCUCCUGUCUCUCCAACUUCUGUGUCCCCAAUAUCUGCCAUUGGUACAAAUCAAGACAAUUCACCUUCAAAAGAGAGCGCAGAUAGCACCGAGAGCUUCAGUUCGAGUGGCUCACAACAGAGUGUCAUUCACAAAGACAUGUCUGUCAGACAAAAUGGAAUCAACACUGGUAAAAAAGUCCGGCCUGACCCGCCCCAACGGACAACUAGCCAACUGACGAACUUUACACCAACGGCAUCAGUGCCACCAGUUGGUAAAAACUCUCCUACCAUAUUUAAUGGAGUCAAAAAUAUAUACAACCACCACCCCCUCCUUUUCUUUCUUUCUCUCUCUUCUAAGGGUUUGCAGAGCAUCGAGCUCAACUCCUUUUGUGGCAGCUGGCACAGGUUUCUUGCUAAUGCACUAACCAAGAAUGAUUUCUUUUGA